Messenger RNA from Rhea pennata, 2842 nucleotides. RefSeq names its product solute carrier family 45 member 3 (gene SLC45A3). The record is from RefSeq and is a predicted model, not a curated record. Gene Ontology annotation, cellular component: membrane. The transcript has 5 exons. Bases 344 to 2062 code for a protein of 572 amino acids. Gene Ontology annotation, biological process: transmembrane transport. Lineage: Eukaryota; Metazoa; Chordata; Aves; Rheiformes; Rheidae. Gene Ontology annotation, molecular function: sucrose:proton symporter activity.
AGAGCAUCGAGCGGCAACAGUGCUUGGGAAGCGUGCGGUGAACGUGGACUUCCAGAAAGCCAGCAGCCUUGCAGGAGCAGAGCACAGCAUGUGAACGGAAGGGGGGGCCUCGAACAGGAGCCCUGGCUGCCCACACCUGGACUCAGCACUGCUAGGGCCACAUCUUGCAGUAAGAGGAGGAAGAAAAGAUGGUUCAUUCGCAGUCACUAAAAAUGGGAGGCAGCAUCCGUCCAGCAGACCAAGAAGAGAAGCUCCAGACCUUGUUGUCUGCCUGUGGGACAUCCCUGGGAGUGCCACAGCUGGAGUGACACGACCCUCUGUCAGUACAGGGUGUGAGGGCAGCAUGGCGCAGAAAGCAUGGAUCAGCAUGCUCUUCCACAACCGCAAGGCCCAGCUCCUGCUGGUCAACUCCCUGACGUUCGGCCUGGAGGUCUGUCUGGCUGCAGGGAUAACCUACGUGCCUCCACUACUGCUGGAAGUGGGUGUGGAGGAGAAGUUCAUGACCAUGGUUCUGGGGAUAGGCCCUGUCCUCGGUCUCAUUUUUGUCCCAAUGAUUGGAUCUGCCAGUGACCACUGGCAUAGCAGCUAUGGCCGAAGGCGGCCUUUCAUCUGGAUGCUGUGCCUGGGAGUCCUGCUGAGCCUCUUCAUUAUCCCGCAUGCCAGCAGCCUGGCCAGCCUCUUUGCCCUCAGCGCUCGCCCACUGGAGAUUACCUUCCUCAUCCUGGGCAUUGGCUUACUGGAUUUCUGCGGCCAGGUCUGCUUCACUCCACUGGAAGCCCUGCUCUCAGACCUCUUCCAGGAGCCAGACAACUGCCGCCAGGCUUUCUCCAUGUACGCCUUCAUGAUCAGCUUGGGGGGCUGCAUUGGCUACCUACUUCCAGCAAUUGACUGGGAUGGCAGCUUCCUGGCCCCAUACUUGGGUGGUCAGAAGAUGUGCCUCUUCAGCCUGCUGGCCAUCAUCUUCCUCGGCUGCAUGCUGGCCACUCUCUUUGUGACAGAGGAGGCCGCUACUCAAGCAGAUAUUCUGGCCAGCCCAGCACUGAAGGAUGCUCCCCCUAAGCCCUCGUCUCCUGCCUGCUGCUCUUGCCAGGUGUCCAGGAGCCUGCUGCAGGCCAGGCAUGUGAUGCAGGCCCUGAGAAACCUCUGCACAUUGGUGCCGCGGCUGCACAGCCUCUACUGCCGCAUACCCAGAGUCAUCCGGCGCCUGUUUGUGGCUGAGCUCUGCAGCUGGAUGGCACUCAUGACUUUCAUGCUUUUCUACACAGACUUUGUUGGGGAAGGGCUUUACCAUGGCGUUCCCAGAGCCAAGCCAGGCACGGAUGCUAGACGCCACUACGAUGAAGGUGUCCGCAUGGGUAGUUUGGGGCUCUUCCUGCAAUGUGUCAUGUCCAUCUUCUUCUCGACAAUCAUGGACUGGAUGGUGAAGCAGUUUGGGACGCGAACAGUCUACCUGGCCAGUGUGGUGUUCUUCCCCAUGGCUGCCUUCGUCAUGUGCCUUUCCCACAGCAUCAUUGUUGUUACCAUCUCAGCUGCUCUGACAGGCUUCACCUUCUCUGCACUCCAGAUUCUGCCGUAUACACUGGCAUCAUUGUAUCACCAUGAAAAGCAGGUAUUUUUGCAUAAGUAUAAAAGCAAAGAAGAGGAAGACACAUCUCAGUUGGACAAGAAAUUGGUCUUCCCUAAAGGCCUCCUCUCCAGCCAGAAGCUACCUUACCAGAAUGGAUACACUGGAGGCCUCUUCUCCUCUUCCUCAUCCUCCUCACCUUCUCCAACUGCCAGCUCAGCUCUAUGCGUCAGCUCCUCCUGCGAAGUCUCACUCAUGAUGAUGGUGGGAGAUCCGGACUCGGCCCCUGGCCGAGGGAUCUGCCUGGACCUGGCCAUUUUGGACAGUGCUUUUCUCCUCUCUCAGGUUGUCCCGUCCCUUGUCAUGGGGUCCAUCGUCCAGUUUACCCAGUCAGUGACUGCCUACAUGGUAUCAGCUGCUGGCUUUGGCCUCAUAGCCAUUUACUUUGCAACCAAAGUUGUCUUUGAUAAGAGUGACAUGGCCAAGUACUCAGUGUGAUGUGGAAGGUGCAGAGGCAACACCCGGGUGACUGCAUGGCCAAACAAGAAGCGUGCUUAUGUUCACAUAGCCACUUGUGGGAAGCCUCCUGUUGCAUGUGCUCUCCCCAUGCUGUUGCUGGGAGCCCUAGGGGUGCUGUUCUUGGGCUGGGGGCAGGCGAGAUGCAAUAGAGCUUUUCUCAGGUGUAAAUCUGAGGCGUCAGGGCAUUGUGCUUUGGGCUUUUCACGUGGUGCCUUUAUCAAAGGAAAGCACUACACAGGCAGCACCAAAGGGGAUUGUAGAGGUGAGAGAAAGGAAAUGUACCUUUCCUUUAAAAACGGGUCACGUUUCUGUGUAAAUCUACCUAAACUAAGCAGGAGAAACAGUGGUUUAGGAAAGGGAAAAAGCGACCAUUGACUAUCCUGCUUUCCGGUUGUAGCUGGAUCCUCUUCCCCUGCUUGUUCUAGUUUCACUCAGCUUGAGUAAUACUUCAGAUAGGACAUUGGGAGGAGAUUUGCCUGGAAAAAGGAUGAGUGGCUAAGAUUUAACCAGUGAGCAAAGGGGGGGGGGGGGCAUAUGUGUACACACAUGCUUUAGUCCUUCCCAAUCUUUGUUCUGGCUGACAGAAACCAAUUUAAGAGAAAAGUUACUAAGUCUUGUUUUAGAAAAACAAGUAACACUUCAUUAAGACCAGUUCCAAAAGGUGACUUAUCUUUUACCUUUGUACCAAGAUUCAUCAGAUGAAAAAGAAAGACUUUUUAACUCUCUCUCUCUUUUUUUUUUUCCUCUCUUAACCAACUA